Molecule: messenger RNA, 1179 nt
Organism: Archocentrus centrarchus (flier cichlid)
Lineage: Eukaryota; Metazoa; Chordata; Actinopteri; Cichliformes; Cichlidae
Product: SH3 and multiple ankyrin repeat domains protein 3-like
Exons: 9
Coding region: 1-1179 (392 amino acids)
Cellular component (GO): postsynaptic density; postsynaptic membrane; dendritic spine
Molecular function (GO): synaptic receptor adaptor activity; ionotropic glutamate receptor binding
Source: RefSeq, a predicted model, not a curated record
AUGCCCCAGAGUUCCACCUCCAGCGAGGAUGAGAUGGCCCAGAGCUUUUCCGACUACUCUGACGACUGUGCCUCUGAGAGCUCCCGUGAAGAAACUAUUUAUGAGACCAUAAGGGCCACUGCUGAGCCAUCACAGACCCGCAUGGACGACAUUCACACAAACUCUCUGGUCAUCCGUGUCCUCAUCCCUGACUUGCAGCAGACUAAAUGCAUGCGUUUCAACCCGGAUGCAACAAUCUGGGUUGCCAAGCAACGAAUCCUUUGUACACUUAAUCAGAGCCUGAAAGACGUGCUCAACUAUGGGCUUUUCCAGCCAGCUAGCAAUGGGAGGGACGGAAAGUUCCUGGAUGAAGAACGCAUCCUUCGAGAGUACCCCCAGCCAAUCAGCAAGGGCGUCCCAUGUUUGGAGUUCCGCUACAAGAGCAGAGUCUACAGACAACCCAAUGUUGACGAGAAGCAGAUUGCCAAACUUCAUACAAAGGCCAAUCUGAGGAAAUUCAUGGACCUUGUUCAGCACGAUCAAGUGGACAAAGUGGCCAAGAUGUUGGAGAGAGGCUUUGAUCCCAACUAUCAUGAUAGCGACACUGGUGAGAGCCCAUUGACAUAUGCAGCUCACCUGGACAAUGCGGUGGAGAUGAUAAAAGUGCUGAGGAACGGAGGGGCUCAUUUGGACUUCAGGGCAAAGGAUGGCAUGACUGCCCUCCACAAAGCUGCAAGGUCCAAGAACCAGGUUAUACUCACGACACUGCUAGAGUUGGGAGCUUCUCCAGACUACAAGGACAGCCGUGGUCUGACUCCCCUGUAUCACAGUGUGGUGGUGGGAGGAGACCCAGGAUGCUGCGAGCUCCUGCUGAAUCACCAUGCUUCUGUCUGCUGCCAAGAUGAGAAUGGCUGGCAUGAAGUUCACCAGGCUUGCCGUCAUGGCCAUGUGCAGCACCUGGAGCAUCUGUUGUUCUAUGGAGCAGACAUGAGUGCCCAGAAUGCCUCGGGAAACACUGCUCUACACAUCUGUGCCCUAUACAACCAGGAUAACUGUGCCAGAGUGCUGCUAGUUCGUGGAGCUGACAAGGAAGUGAAGAACUACAACAGCCAGAGUCCUUUUCAGGUCGCCAUUAUUGCUGGAAACUUUGAGCUUGCUGAGCUCAUCAAGAACCAUAAAGAUUCUGAUAUAGGUGAGUAA